Monoraphidium neglectum is the source of this 1175-nucleotide messenger RNA. RefSeq lists its product as hypothetical. NCBI's taxonomy places the organism in Eukaryota, Viridiplantae, Chlorophyta, Chlorophyceae, Sphaeropleales, Selenastraceae. The annotation marks the transcript as partial. The transcript is spliced from 6 exons. The record is from RefSeq and is a predicted model, not a curated record. Gene Ontology annotation, cellular component: cytosol. Gene Ontology annotation, molecular function: oxidoreductase activity.
AUGCGGCCGACCACUGAAACGUGCGGCGUGGCCGCAGGCGAGGACACUCUGCUGAUCAGCAGCCUGGGCGUGGGCACCUACAUGGGCACGCCAGACGCGGCCACCGACGAGGCGCAGCUGUGCGCGCUGGUGUACUCGGUGACGCGCGGCUGGAACCUCAUUGACACGGCCAGCAACUACCGAAACGGCCGGUCAGAGCAGACGGUCGGCCGCGCGCUGUCGCUGCUGCUGUCCGGCGCCCGCAUGGGUGAUUUCAGGGGCGGCCAGGUCACCGCGACCCGCGACGCGCUGUUCGUGUCGACCAAGGCGGGGUACGUCGACGCGGACCUGCGCCGGCGCGCGGCGGCGACGCCCUUCCUCCGGAAAGACCCGCCGCUUGGGGCUGGCGGCGCCGCGGGAGUCGGCGCGGGCGGCGGCGGUGCGGCGGGCGGCGGGGCGCAGAACCCUGCGGCGGCGGGCGCGGGGGCGGGGGCGCGGCUCGCGGGCCAAAACGCGCGGCGGCUGGCGCGGUGGCUUCAGCAGGCGGGGCUGGGCCAAAACGGGCUGGGAGGCGUCGGCGGCGGUGGCGGCGGAGGCGCCACCCUCGGGCGCAAGGCGGCGGUGCCGGCCGGUGGUGCCGCUGGUGGCACAGCGGCGGCGGCGGCGGCGGCGGCGGCGGCGGCGGCGGCGGCAGCAGCAGCGGCACCCAGUGCGGCUGGGCAGAAUGCAGCGGCGGCGGUGCUGCACUUGCAGCCUGACGAGAUCGGGGACUACUGCAUCCACCCGGCCUGCAUCCGCGCCUCGGUGGAGCGCAGCCUCGAGCGCCUGCGCCUCGAAACGUCGCGCCCCCGCGCCCAACCGCGUGUGACGCCGCGUGACGUCACCCCGCGCCAGGUGGACCUGCUGUACCUGCACAACGUGGCGGAGGAGCUGCUGCCGCGCGGCGUCGGCAGGGGCCAGCUGGAGGCGGCGCUGGAGGCGGCCUUUGGGGAGCUGGAGGCCCUCAGGAGGGAGAACAAGGUGCGGGGCUACGGCCUCGCCACCUGGAGUUCCUUGAGGGUGCCGCCAGACGGGGACCAGUUUUUGUCGCUCGAGUGGGUCCUUUCCGUCGCGAAGCGCGCCGGCGGCGCGUCCCACGGCUUCAUGGCCGUCCAGCUGCCGCUCAGCGCGCGCGCUGACGAGGCGUUCACCCAGAA